UUCCAGACUUUUCACUUCCUGCGGGACAUCUGUGUGCUGAACCGGGUGCCAAUCAGAUCGAUCCAUCCGAUUUGGGACUCGAACACACGUCUGGAUGUCAACAAUGAAAGUGAAGGUGAGGCAAUGACGGGUGAAGAGUGA
Mesocestoides corti is the source of this 141-nucleotide messenger RNA. NCBI's taxonomy places the organism in Eukaryota, Metazoa, Platyhelminthes, Cestoda, Cyclophyllidea, Mesocestoididae. The record is from the annotation of a GenBank genome assembly.